CAAUUUCAAUUUGUCUCAAGAGUCAAGAACAAGAAUACUGGGGGCCUUGUAAAAAAUUUCAUCACUUGUUAUUGAUUAUUUUGUAAAUAUUACUCUUAUAUUUAAGAAAACGAGUAAAUAAAAUUUUUAACUAUUGCAAUGAGCUCAAUUCAGCUAGCAGAAUAUGUUUUAUGGAAGUCCAUUAAACAAAAACGCGAGGAUGAAUACGAAAAUCAGCAAUCACAGUUUUCAUUAAGAAAAUCUGACGAGAUUGUAUUUCCGAAUGAGAUGAUUUGCAGAGUCUGCACUAGCCCUGCCGACAUACCUAUCACAGGCAAAAUUGAUGGAAUUAAUAUUUCGUGUGCAAUUAGAACAGUAUCUCAUACUUGGGUAAGUAUUACAGAUUCUUACCCGAAAUAUAUCUGUAAGAAUUGCUUAGAAGAACUGAAAGUGGCCUUAACCUUUAAGAAAAAAUGUGAGGCUUCAGAUUCAUUGUUUCGCCAAACACAAUCCAAAAAAGCUUACAAUCAUGCCGCCUCAAUCGUGAAGCAUGAUUUCACCCUAAUCAUUAAUCAAAUGAUGGAAAGAAGAUCCAGCCGGCUCACUAUUAAGAGAGAACAUGGGAGUAGUCAAAGUAAGAAAGUCAAUGUGUGGGGUCGAGAAACUGAUGUAGGAAUUAAAGACAGAUCUAUGAAAACAAUAAAAUGUCAAAGGUGUGACCUCACAUUUGAUUCAAAGGAUUUGCUGAAAGAGCACCGUCUUAAGCAAAACUGCAUUUGUCCUCCUUGUCCAAUAUGUGGGAAACUUGUCUCCAACUUGGGAAGACACAAGAAAACUGUACAUUUACGUACUGAGAAGUACACUUGUCACAUUUGUGGCAAAAUAUCCUACACAGCAGGGGCAUUGAGGAAUCACUUGUUAUUACACUCGGACAAAUGCAAUUUCCCCUGCUCAUUGUGUCCAUAUAAAGGCAAACAGCAGGCUUACCUAACUCUUCACAUGAGGAUACACACAGGCGAGAGGCCCUACUUGUGUUCCGAGUGUCCUGCAAAGUUCGUCAACCCGAGCAACUUGAGGAAACAUCAGCUGACACAUUCUAGUAAAAAGUUUGAGUGUAGUAAAUGCAAGAAACAAUUUCGGUUAAAUAAAUCACUACAGGAACAUUACGACGCUGCCCAUUUAAAUGUUAGAUACAGAUGCACUAUUUGUGGUCGUGAUUUAUGGACAAGGCGGAAACUGCUGAGUCAUGAGUUAAGAGUGCAUAACCGAGAAAAACAUAAAUUAUAUGAAGAAGUGCAUAAAGUUGUCCUUAAUGAUAAACAUGAUUGAGUAUAAUGUACACUACGCUCACACAGGGCAUUAUUUCUACUUUUUAAUAGCCUGUUAUAGUGUCCUACUGCUUGGCAAAGGCCUUCCCUCCUCGAUGACUCCCGUUGUUGAGCUUUUUCCGGCCUGGCUAGUUAUUAUGAAGGUGUCUAAGUUGGCCCCACCAUCUCCAUCUGGGCCUGCCACGUUCGCACUUAUUUUGCGACAUCAACUUGAUGGCUAUAUAAUCAGGGAUAAAUUACUUUUCGUUUAUACAGUUAAAAUGUAAUUCAAU
Cydia strobilella is the source of this 1579-nucleotide messenger RNA. RefSeq names its product zinc finger protein 726-like. Lineage: Eukaryota; Metazoa; Arthropoda; Insecta; Lepidoptera; Tortricidae. Gene Ontology annotation, molecular function: RNA polymerase II cis-regulatory region sequence-specific DNA binding; zinc ion binding; DNA-binding transcription factor activity, RNA polymerase II-specific. Gene Ontology annotation, cellular component: nucleus. The coding region runs from base 139 to 1308 and encodes 389 amino acids. The record is from RefSeq and is a predicted model, not a curated record. The transcript is spliced from 8 exons. Gene Ontology annotation, biological process: regulation of DNA-templated transcription.